Messenger RNA from Daldinia childiae, 624 nucleotides. RefSeq names its product putative mediator of rna polymerase ii transcription subunit 22 protein. Lineage: Eukaryota; Fungi; Ascomycota; Sordariomycetes; Xylariales; Hypoxylaceae. The transcript has 2 exons. The coding region runs from base 1 to 624 and encodes 207 amino acids. The record is from RefSeq and is a predicted model, not a curated record. Gene Ontology annotation, biological process: regulation of transcription by RNA polymerase II. Gene Ontology annotation, molecular function: transcription coregulator activity. Gene Ontology annotation, cellular component: mediator complex.
AUGGCUUCCACGAACACCUUGGAUGACCUAAUCUCGCGCGUCGACGACCUGGAUCUCAACCUAGACGAAGAUGUAAAUGACGUGGCCUUGGGUAUCGGAAAGUUGGAUAUCAACUCUUCCGAGGAUUCCCAAGAUGACCCCGAAGAGCCCGACUCAUCAGUCGAGUCUACAGAUCUGGACAAUAAUCCCCCAGACUUGAAAAAACCAAGCCAAAAACCACAGCAGAAGAAGGCUAACUGUAGCACGUUACUAGACCGUCACAACCGUGCCAUCGCACAGAUCCUGUCGCACUUCCGCAACAUGGUUAUGGCUGCCACCGCACCCAUCUCGCAAAGCGGCAACAUCCUUGAGCUUGCUGCGCUCAACCGUAUGACCAUGGAGACCGAAUCCGCCGCUUUAAUCUCCGAAAUCCAAGGCCUCCUAGCCAUCAACCGGGAGAUCAAAGCUCUAUGGAUCCGCGGGCCACUCCGACAGCCCGGCGAGAGCGACACUCGUGAGGCUGAGCUCGACAAGCAGGCCGCUGACGUCGCGCGCCUUUACGAUCGCGCUAUUGAGAUGCGGGAGGCUUCUAUCCGCCAGCAAAACGCUGCCAAAGCCGGGGGUGAUCUCUCUGCGAGUUCCUAG